AUGCGCGAAUUGAAUGGUGUGGCAAGCGGCGCUAACCAAGGCUCUAACGUCACAAACAACUCUGAGGAUGUUCCAAUCGAAGUCGUUGAAGUCGAUGAAGAGCCUUCCGGAGAGAUUCCAGAUGCUCCUUUCAACGAGUCUUUGGAUGAGGUUCCACGAGUACCACGACAUUCCUCAAUAGGAAUUGCAAAUCAUUUGAGCGACGUUAGUGACGAGGAAAUGGAUCAGCUGCCACGUGCCCGAGGGAACCGACCAGAAAUAGACGAACUGGUGGAUUGUGAUGGCUUCAGGAAUGGCGCUGGACGUGCGUCUUCAAUACCACCCGAAUCCCCUCCAGGAGAAAGCUUUAUCUAUGGGGGUCAGUCUUCGCUUUUUGUCAAUAAAAGAGCUGGUCCGAGUACAUCUGAUGAAGUGAAUGGUAUGCUACGGAAGCCUCCUAGACAGGCAGCGGGACGGGAUCGAGAAAUUUCCCGCUCACCACCUGCACCACCUUCUACACCUCCACGGGACGAUCGCCGAACAAGGCUUGAGAAUCUCAAGAAGCUGAAUUUCUCUCAAGCUACAAAGUACAAAAUGAAAGAAAGGUAG
Messenger RNA from Ostertagia ostertagi, 588 nucleotides. The record is from the annotation of a GenBank genome assembly. NCBI's taxonomy places the organism in Eukaryota, Metazoa, Nematoda, Chromadorea, Rhabditida, Trichostrongylidae.